Schistocerca cancellata (South American locust) is the source of this 1387-nucleotide messenger RNA. Its product is annotated as alpha-tocopherol transfer protein-like. Gene Ontology annotation, cellular component: membrane. Bases 109 to 1035 code for a protein of 308 amino acids. Gene Ontology annotation, molecular function: phosphatidylinositol bisphosphate binding. The transcript has 7 exons. Lineage: Eukaryota; Metazoa; Arthropoda; Insecta; Orthoptera; Acrididae. The record is from RefSeq and is a predicted model, not a curated record.
CGGGUGCGUAGCGCGCGGCUCGGUGCACCGGCUAACCUAAUUCAGUGCAGCGUCAGAGCGGGCCGUGGCAGUACGUGUAAUACAUCGCGGGAAUCUGCAAUAGCCACGAUGAGUCCAAACCUGCGGCCGCUGAGCCCGCAACUUCAGGAGGCGGCCAAGGAGCUGGGGGAGGACCCGCGCCGCCUGGAGAAAGACAUCCAGCACAUCAGGGACUGGCUCAAACAGCAGCCACACCUCACGGCCAGGACCGACGACCAGUGGAUUGUGACGUUUCUUCGAGGUUGCAAGUUCUCUCUGGAGAAGACGAAGCACAAGAUGGACAUGUACUACACGAUGAAGACGGCGGCUCCGGAACUGUUCGCCAACAGGGACCCCUUGGAGCCCAAGAUACAAGAGAUCCUCAAUGCAGGGUUCAUCACUUACCUGCCGCAGCUGGACAAGCACGGGCAGCGGGUGAGCGUGCUGCGCCUGGGCCAGCUCGACCCCAAAAAGGUGACGGGCGAGGACAUCUUCCGCAUGAACUUCAUGGGCGGCGACGCGGCCCUGCUGCAGGACGACGCGGCCGUCCUCACCGGCACCGUGGCCCUCAUCGACCUCAAGGGCUGCUCGCUGUCGCACGCCGCCAUGUUCGGCCCCGCGUCCGUCAAGAAGUGCACCACCGUCCUCCAGGAUGCAUACCCGCUGAGAAUGAAAGCAAUGCACUUCGUGAACGCCCCCAGUUUUUCUGAGGCUCUAACUGGACUGUUUCUUCCCCUGAUGAAGGAAAAGAUCAGGCGGAGGGUUGUAAUGCACUCCAACUUGGACUCGCUGCUGGAGUAUUUCGACAAAGACAUACUGCCGAAUGAGUACGGCGGCAGUGCGGGACCGAUAGAAAUCGUUGCAGCGCCUUGGAGGAAGAGGUUCGAGAGCCUUGGAGAAUUCUUCAAGGAGGACGGGAAGUACCGCAGCGACGAAACGAAGCGGCCAGGAAAGCCGAAAACCAGCAGCGACCUGUUCGGCGUGGAGGGCUCGUUCCGACAGCUCGUGGUGGACUGAGCAGCGGCCCUAAGUACGGGUGGUGUGCAGUGCACGUGCAGCGUGCACUUGCGGGAAGAGAAAUCAGACGGCAGUCUCCCCAAGUUGUUAUCUUACGCGUCAUUAAGACUGAUAUCGUGUGCAAAACGACUUCAGAGCAAGGUCAACCAGCGCAUCACUUGUGUGUGAUAAUGCUGGACCAAAAUUAACUAAUUGCUACCGAUUACAUUGCUUGAGGAGACGUGGCUUGAGUCUGUCAGUUCCUUAUUUUAGUCUGUGAUUCCUGAGACAGUCAAUUGUAAGCUAUCAAUAAAUGUUUUAAAGAUGUUAUUUCUGUUUUUGUUAAUAAACUGCUGGAUUUGUAAAUUGAUAA